GUUCUGCUUAGCUGUGACACCUUUCUGGAGUGGAUCAUCUUCUGAGGGGUGCAGUGAUGAAGGCCAGCAUGCUGUUUUUUGGCUCUCUCUGUUCGGUUAUUUUUUGGAUGAAUCCUACAGGCUCCCAGAAGAUUGCCAUCCAAGAUGAACAGCCCUCCAAACUGGACAUGGCACAAAUGUCUGUCGAUGACAUGUACUCCACUUGUGCUGAAAACAUGCAAGCAAAAAUCAACAAGAUGUACUUUGCAAAAGAAAUGCAGAGCAACUCAUUUAGAAAUGUGUGGGAAAAGGCUGCAAGAUGUGCAAGCAUAAGAUUUAGCAAACGGGAGCAAGAAGAUGAGGCACUAACCAAAGACCACAUGCAAGCAAUAUGUGUGUACACAGCUGGGGGAAGGGAAGAUUUCUAUAAGGCAUUUAAUGAAGCAGUCAAGACCAAAAGAAGAGAGUAUGGGUCAAAUUUUCUAUUCCACUCCUUGCAUUUCUGGCUGACCAGAGCUAUCCAGAUCCUCAGAAACAAACAAGAGUGUCACGUCACAUACCGCAGAACCAACAAUAGGUUUACUGGUAAGGUCAAUCAAAUCAUUCGGUUUGGUACUUUUGCCUCAUCCUCUAAAGAAGCAAACCUGACGCAUUUUGGAAAAAAGACGUGUUUUAAAAUUACAACCUGUUUUGGUGCUUAUUUGAAAGCAUACCCAACGCUUGGAGAUCAUGAAAGGGAGGUGCUCAUUCCACCCUAUGAGACAUUCAAAAUAAUCAGCAAAGACAAAUUUGAAAAAGAUCUUGCUGACUGUGAGACUGUUUAUGUACUGAAUAGCACAGGAUUUAAAAGCAAUCUUGACUGCCACGUUGCCAAACACAAACCUGUGUGACUGUUUCUUACUUCAAAUGUAACACUUACGUUUUCCCUUUCCAAAUCUGAAACAUUAUUUGAUGGUGAGACGUGAUGUGAAAAUGAAAUCUGUUACUCUGAUUACUUUUUAAAAUAUCCUUUGUUUCAAGAAAUGUAAAGGGAGGAUCCCUAAAGUCAUGUUCAGCGUACCUAAUGAACCUUAAGAUGCAGGGGGAAAUAAAACCCUACUGUAAAAAUAUUUGUGUUCUGAAUUGUGCAGGAGGUGAUAGUAUUUCUGAGAGCCAAAAUGCAAGCCAGAUGUAAAUGUGA
Messenger RNA from Fundulus heteroclitus (mummichog), 1159 nucleotides. RefSeq names its product erythroblast NAD(P)(+)--arginine ADP-ribosyltransferase. The transcript has 3 exons. Gene Ontology annotation, molecular function: NAD+ poly-ADP-ribosyltransferase activity; NAD+-protein-arginine ADP-ribosyltransferase activity. The record is from RefSeq and is a predicted model, not a curated record. The coding region runs from base 57 to 869 and encodes 270 amino acids. NCBI's taxonomy places the organism in Eukaryota, Metazoa, Chordata, Actinopteri, Cyprinodontiformes, Fundulidae.